UUUGAAGGCCCCUUCUCAACUUGUUCCCUCAGAGCACACACUUUGGCCUCUUCUGGCAUUAAUUAGACACUUUUCCAUCCGUUCUGUCUGUCUCGCUGGCGUCGAUGCAGGCUUAUCUUUUUGCUCUUUUUGUCUAUGCUCAAAUGAUGUGUCAGUGAAUCUAGUCUGUGGGGAUGACGCGGCAGAGGAGAGGAGGCAAUGAGCACCACCACAAGGAAAAGAGCGGCGCCUCCGACCGGCGGCAGCUGCACAGGAUCAGCGAAGAAGAUGCUCCCAAGUCUCGGAUGUCCUGGCUGUGGACGCUGGUGAUGUUGGCACUGCUGGCGGUUGCUUCUCAUCUCACCUACACCGGCUACCUUGAAACUCGAGUCACCACCAAAUUUGACAACAUAAAAAUGGUUGAAAAAACUGGCCUCGACGUUCCAAAGCGAUACUGGGGAAGCUACAGGUCAGGGGUUUACUUUGGCAUGUCGACGAGGGAGCCACACUCGCCCGUCUUGGGACUGAUGUGGUACCAGCCACAGAAACUGGUCCAGGGCGCACAAUCGAUAAGACAUUCCUGUGAUCAAGGUGAUAAACUCCAACGUUAUGGUUGGCUAGAGCACGACGGCAUCAAUUUUGGUGUUCAAGAGUUGGUUGACGGACCUGUGACUCUGAAAACAACGUUCGUUAAAAGAGGUCACGAGUCUGGGGCUGGAGAAUGGUCUGCAAGAAUUGAAGCAAGUUCUAAUGUUGAGGCUCAGCAAGAACUGUCACUGAUUUUUUACGUCGCCAGUGAAGAAAAAGCCGAAGGCUGGAUCCAAGAAGAUGGCGUGAUGAGGUUCGAAGGUCACACGCCGCAACUUGGCGACUUUUUCGUCACUCUCUUGAACUAUUCCAAUGUAGUGCACUCGUCGCAACUGGUGACCAAAGCUGACGGUCUGCACAGACUGAAGGACACAAUCAUGGCCUCCCUGAAGUGGGACGUCAUCGGCAGCAGCAAAUUCAUCUCCUUGGGCGGCGUCAUUUUGCCUAAAGGCGACAACAAGCCAAAUUUCAUCGCCACCCAGCUGCUGGUCAAGACGCCCUUUACCAUGGAGGUUGUUUAUCAGAUAGACGAGGGCGUCUCUCAGAGUCGACUCUCUGCGCAGCAACUGGACGAGGAGCUUCAAAGACACAGAGGAGAUUUCAAAAAUAAAUUUGAAAAAGUCUUCAGAUUAAAAGACAAAGGUUAUUCUGCGGAAGACAUUUCCAGUGCCAAGGCCACAUUCAGUAAUCUGCUUGGGGGUAUCGGUUAUUUCUACGGGUCUUCCCUGGUCAUGUCCAAGUACACCGAAGAGCCUCGGUCGUACUGGAAGGCGCCUCUUUACACUGCAGUGCCUUCGAGGAGCUUUUUCCCAAGAGGAUUUCUGUGGGACGAAGGCUUCCACGAACUCCUGGUCUCCACUUGGGACCUGGACAUUUCCUUAGACGUGAUUGCCCAUUGGUUGGAUCUGAUGAAUAUUGAGGGUUGGAUUCCGAGAGAGCAGAUUCUGGGCGAGGAGGCGCGCUCAAGGGUGCCAGACGAAUUUGUCGUUCAGAAGAACGAAAACGCCAAUCCUCCUACAUUUUUGCUCACACUCAAGUACAUCCUGACUUCGCAGCGAAACAAACUGAGCAAGGAGCACAUCGGCACCAUUGCCAAAUUCUGGCCUCGCUUACAAAAGUGGUUCUCCUGGUACAACGUUUCCCAAAUCGGCCCACUCCCUGGAUCAUACAGAUGGCGCGGAAGAGAUCCGAAUGCACUUAACGAGCUGAACCCCAAAACCCUCACCUCAGGACUUGAUGAUUACCCCAGGGCCAGUCAUCCAACCGAAGAGGAGCGCCACAUAGACCUGACCUGCUGGAUGGCAAUGGCCUCCCAAUCAAUGGCAAUCAUUGCGGACAGGAUCGGGCAGAAUGGUGAUAAAUACCUUGACACCUACACAGCUCUUUCAGACCCAUUGCUGAUGAAUAAAUUAUUCUGGAGUGGGUCAAUGAGACGGUACGCCGACUUUGGUCUUCACACUGACGCAGUCAAACUCGGAAGAAAAUCGAAAAACGAUUCGUCGAUUAUAAGAUUUGUUCAGGGAAAGCCGAAGGCACAGCUGGUUGACAAAACCUUUGGAUAUGUGUCCCUCUUUCCCUUUUUGCUCUGCCUGAUUCCGCCGAACAGUCCCAAGCUGGGAGACGUGCUCAACGACUUAAAAAAACCUGAACUUCUCUGGACCCCGUACGGCCUGCGCUCCCUUUCGACGGACUCGCCAAUGUACUUGAAAAAGAACACGGAACACGACGCUCCGUACUGGCGCGGCCCAAUCUGGAUGAACAUCAACUACCUAGCAGUGAAGGCGCUGCACCACUACUCACAGGCAGAGGGCCCCUUCAAGGUCCUUGCGGGUGAAAUCUACAAGGAGCUGUGUUCCAACUUAGUGACAAACAUUCUCAAAAGGUACAAAGACAGUGGGUUUGUCUACGAGCAGUACAAUGACAAGACUGGCGAAGGGCAGGGGUGCAAGCCGUUCACUGGUUGGUCUGCUCUGGUGGUUCUCAUCAUGGGGGAAAUUUACUGAAGGGAAAAUCUUCUUCACUAGGACUAUUGUGAUUUGUGCACAAUCUGCGUUUAUGUUUUCCACUGUUUUGUUAUUUUGGCUUUGUAAUAAAGUAAAAAAAAAAAAAAAACAUGAUUAC
Messenger RNA from Neocloeon triangulifer, 2688 nucleotides. Its product is annotated as protein MEMO1-like. Gene Ontology annotation, molecular function: Glc3Man9GlcNAc2 oligosaccharide glucosidase activity. The coding region runs from base 174 to 2570 and encodes 798 amino acids. NCBI's taxonomy places the organism in Eukaryota, Metazoa, Arthropoda, Insecta, Ephemeroptera, Baetidae. Gene Ontology annotation, cellular component: endoplasmic reticulum membrane. The record is from RefSeq and is a predicted model, not a curated record. The transcript has 8 exons. Gene Ontology annotation, biological process: oligosaccharide metabolic process; protein N-linked glycosylation.